UAUCAAAACUAGCGGCAAAACUGCUGCUUGAAAGGAAGUCAACUUUUAAUGAAAGCGAGAUAGAAGGCGGUUUUGAGUUGGAAGAAGUCAACAUACUGAAAGGUAGCGGUCUUCUUUACUGUGGUCAGCCUUAUAGGACUGGUUCGAUCAGAACCACGAAACACUUCAGCUUCACACAUGUCACUGUCCAAGAAUUCUUAGCCGCCCAUUGGUUUGUAAAGGAAGAUUGUAUUCCAGUCGAGAAAUGCCCUGAAAUGGUUUUACAAUUCAUGGCUGGCAUUUUGUCAAGUGAGGGAAAAGAGAAACUGAUGGAAAAGUUGUUGACCAAUCGUCAAGUUUCAGGGAAUGAUAUUACAUUUCUCAGAGCAAAGUGUCUGAGUGAGUAUCAAGACAAAGAAUUCGCUAAAACGUUUAUCAGGAAUCAUCCGCAAGCGUUCAAUAGUUCAGACGGCGUCAUGUCUUUUCAUUUUUUAUCAGAUAUAGACUGCAUUGCAUUAUCAUUUGUGUUGGAAAUUAUCAGUGAACUAAACAAAGAGAAAGCUGGAGAGGCACAACACAAAUGUUCUGAUAAGUUCGUCCCAGUUAAGGAGCUGGGGCUUUUUAAUUCCCACCUAACAAUGUCUGGAAUACAACGAGUCUGUAAUUCCCUGAUCAAUGAACAUUCUCUUGUGUCUGAAUUGAUUAUAGGAGGAUCAGUCGUAAAUCUGUGGAGUAGUAAGAUCACUGAUACCGGUGUUGCCAGUCUAUGUGAAGCUUUACAGCAUCCAAGCUGUAAGCUAACCACACUAAAUCUGAGUUGCUCCGCUUCAGAGCCGAUCCCUGAGGGGAAUGGAACACUCGACUGCUGUAGGGAAGAGCCACAAGCUGAGAAAAACUUUGAUUCUUUGCUGGCUUCCUUCCCGCGACUAGGACAAAACAGUGGCUGA
Stylophora pistillata is the source of this 926-nucleotide messenger RNA. RefSeq names its product NACHT, LRR and PYD domains-containing protein 14-like. NCBI's taxonomy places the organism in Eukaryota, Metazoa, Cnidaria, Anthozoa, Scleractinia, Pocilloporidae. The record is from RefSeq and is a predicted model, not a curated record.